This is a messenger RNA of Lottia gigantea (owl limpet), 774 nucleotides long. RefSeq lists its product as hypothetical. The transcript has 7 exons. Gene Ontology annotation, molecular function: protein binding; ATP binding. The annotation marks the transcript as partial. Gene Ontology annotation, biological process: mitotic chromosome condensation. Lineage: Eukaryota; Metazoa; Mollusca; Gastropoda; Lottiidae. The record is from RefSeq and is a predicted model, not a curated record. Gene Ontology annotation, cellular component: chromosome.
GUACGAGAGCUAAGAGAAAAGUUAGAAGUCUCACGAAGUUCUAUGCAGGCUGAUAUGAAUAAAGGAAAAGUGAUAAAAGCUUUGAUGAAACAGAAACGACAAGGAGAAAUUCCUGGUAUUUAUGGUCGUUUGGGUGAUUUAGGUGGUAUAGAUAAACAAUAUGAUGUUGCUAUAUCAACAGCUUGUGGUGCGUUAGAUAAUAUUGUUGUAGAUACAAUAAAUACUGCCCAGAAAUGUGUCAACUAUCUAAAACAAGCUGAUGUUGGUGUCGCCACCUUCAUAGCUCUUGACAAGAUGGCACGAUUUAAAGAACAGGCCGCUAGAAAAAUACAAACUCCAGAAAAUGUAGCACGAUUAUUUGACCUAGUUAAUGUGAAUGAUGAAGCUGUUCUACCAGCGUUUUAUUAUGCUCUACGUGAUACACUAGUAGCUAAAGAUCUAGAUCAAGCUACGAAGAUAUCUUACGGUAAAACACGAUACAGAGUCGUUACUUUACAAGGACAGGUUAUAGAUAUUGCAGGUACUCUAUCAGGGGGAGGUAAUCAGGUCUGUAAAGGUCGAAUGGGGUCAGCUGCCGUAGCAGAUAUAGAUCCUAGACAACUUGUAGAAAUUGAAAAAUCUCUAGAAAAGACAUUACAAAUCAAGCAAUACACUCUCGUCUUUUUAACCUUGAUUCAAAAACUACAGGCGACUGUACAGACUGAAGAAUUCCGAGAGAACCGAGAUAGAUUAGAAGAAAUGAUACGACCUGUAACAGAGGAAGUUGUCAGAUGA